This is a messenger RNA of Salvia miltiorrhiza (redroot sage), 1877 nucleotides long. RefSeq names its product probable magnesium transporter NIPA6. Gene Ontology annotation, cellular component: membrane. Bases 541 to 1539 code for a protein of 332 amino acids. The record is from RefSeq and is a predicted model, not a curated record. Gene Ontology annotation, molecular function: magnesium ion transmembrane transporter activity. NCBI's taxonomy places the organism in Eukaryota, Viridiplantae, Streptophyta, Magnoliopsida, Lamiales, Lamiaceae. The transcript has 8 exons. Gene Ontology annotation, biological process: magnesium ion transport.
GCUCCAGCGCGUUUAUUGGGUCGAGCUUUAUCAUCAAGAAGAAGGGUUUGCAGAGAGCCGGAGCAUCCGGCUCUCGCGCCAGUUGGAAACAAUAUCCAUAUAUGAUUUUGAAUUGACUCAACAACUCUUAUUAGCUAGCUCGUUGCUGCAGUUAAGACACUCUGUCUCAUUCUCGUAGUUGAUAUUUUUCGCCUUGUCAUGGGUGAAGACAUUUGGGAGAUUAGGAUUUACCAUAAAUUUAAUGUGAUUUCUAUUUUAGAUUAAUAAUAUUUUCUUUGUAGCUUGAGGUAGUUUAAAACAUCAGGAUGUCUCAAGUGCGAAGGCAUAGCCUCUUGUUGCUUAGGCCUUAGAUAGAAUCUGAUUCAUAGUAUAAUUUAUGUUGGGGAAUUGCAUUAGUAAUGAGGGGUAUUGUCUCUAAAUAAUGUAUUCACACGUGCACAUAUUAUAGUGAUAUUCUGGAACGUCUGAUGAAAUAGAAAGUGUUAAAAUGAAGGUUCGGGAGGAUAUGGAUAUCUGCAAGAACCACUCUGGUGGAUUGGCAUGUUCACUAUGGUUAUUGGAGAAUUUGCCAAUUUUGUAGCUUACAUGUAUGCUCCUGCUGUUCUCGUCACCCCACUUGGAGCAUUAAGUAUAAUAGUAAGUGCUAUUUUAGCUCAUUUCUUACUCAGAGAGAAACUACGGAAGUUAGGAAUAUUGGGAUGUGUUUUGUGUAUAGUGGGUUCCACAAUCAUAGUGCUUCAUGCACCGGGUGAACAUAACAUUAGCUCAGUAGAUCAAAUCUGGGAUCUAGCAACACAACCAGCGUUUCUUUUGUACAUAGCUUCAGCAGUGGCAGUGGUGUUGGUACUUGUUUUGUAUUGUGAACCACGCUAUGGACAGACAAAUAUAAUGGUGUAUAUUGGUGUUUGCUCUAUCAUCGGAUCCGUAACUGUUAUGAGCAUCAAAGCAGUCGGUAUAGCUAUAAAACUCACGCUGGAGGGCUAUAGUCAGGUGGCCCACUUCCAGUCCUGGAUAUUUGCCAUGGUUUCGGCUUCUUGUAUAAUCACUCAGUUGAUCUACUUAAACAAGGCUUUAGACACAUUUAACACUGCCGUGGUUUCUCCCAUUUAUUAUGCCAUGUUCACAUCGCUUACAAUCUUUGUGAGUGCCAUCAUGUUCAAGGACUGGGCCGGUGAGAGUGCUAGUGACAUCGUCUCUGUUCUCUGUGGAUUCAUUACCGUGCUUUCUGGUACGAUGGUUCUGCAUGGUACAAGAGAGCCCGAAAAGCUUCCAUCUGCAGGUAACGCCUCAACAGUCGCAAGGCAUUUCAUUCAUUUUACAUGUUCACAUAAUAAUGCUGCAACUUGGUCUUGCUUGUCAAGCCUAUGCCUGUGUCUCUAUCAGACUCUUUUGAUAAACCAAAGGCUUUCAGAAAAAAACAAUUACUGUGUUAAGGUUUUGCAGACUAUUCUGCACUUCCUCAAAUAUCAUGGGUUGUGCAUUCGAAUGGCGAGAUAUGGAAACAAAAAGAGAAUGAUGAAUUGCAUGGGGAGUUUGUAGCAAUAAUCCAUCAAGACCAUUUCAAGUGAGGUAUCCCAAGCUUACAAGUAGUCAUGCAGAUGGCCAUGCUAUUUUUGCUGCGAGCAUAUUCAUGUUGAUUUUCUGUAAGCUCUUCAGGUGAGCCGUGUGUUAGGAUUGGAUUUGUAGGAAUAGUUUGCAACGGUCAUUAGGACAUACAUACGAUGAUGUUAUAGCCAUUUUGAGCUGUGCAUAGAUGUUAGCUUGCUUAUGUCAACCUUGUUAUUCUUUCCUCAUAGUUACUCGGAGAAUGGCCAUAUUCCAUCUGUAAAUGAUUGUUAAUUCUUCGGUCUGUAUUCAUGAAAUCGGACUCUUUCUCA